Messenger RNA from Caenorhabditis auriculariae, 2158 nucleotides. The record is from the annotation of a GenBank genome assembly. Lineage: Eukaryota; Metazoa; Nematoda; Chromadorea; Rhabditida; Rhabditidae.
AUGACGGUCGGUAUCGCCGUUUGGAUCUAUCGGUUCAAUUGCUACGCCAGCUGCGGCUUUUCGAUGAUCAUCAAUCCACUGUUGCUUUUUGCUAUCGUGACAGAGAAGGCGACCAAAAACAGAAUCAGAACGGUAGAAAGAUUGUUUUCGAAUCCAACGUAUAUGUACUUCUUUCAGUACAACAACGUCUUCAUAAUCAUGGCUAUUUCGAACAUCGUCAUGACUGUCAUCAACACCUCAUUUCAACCGGUAAAACAUUGAUCAUUCACAGCUGGCUUGUUGAGUCCUACAAGUGCGCUCCGACUGCCGUGUUUUUGAUUUUUUUUUUUUAGCUUCACAUGUACCCUUUUUGAAUUAAGUCAGACACUUACAAGGAGGUCAUUUUACUUUGCGGUUGAAAAUUUCCUGAAAUUCGCCAGAAAACUUAUUGAUGUACCAAAUAAACUUAUUGAUAUACCAAAAGGAUAUUCUGAAAGUAAACCUGCCCAACUCCCUAGUUUUCGAGAAAAUAAACUUCAAAAUCAGAGAAAACCCCAAAAUCUAAAAAAAAUAAGCUAUUUUGAGGCUUUAAGCCCAUAUUUCUCGAAAGAUAGAAAGUUGUGCAGGUUGAGACUUUCAGGAUCUUCUUCUGGUACAUCAAGGAGUUUUCUGGCCAACUUUCAGGAAAAUCCCAACCGCAAAGUAAGAAGGACCUCCCUUGUUAAUGUGACUCAAGCUUAUCUAAAGAUCUUGAUGAAUCAAUCAUGAACAGACAUGUUUUCAGGUGUUCAUUCUGGCUCACAGAGUGAUUUACAUUGUGUUCUUGGGACCUUGCAACGAACUUCAGGUCUACUACCUUGUUAUUUCAUUCUCCGUUCUAACAGCCAUCAUUGUUUUGAAAAACGUCAAAGUACCAGUGGCCUACGCGUUUCGCUACUUUUUGGUUCUCAAGUGGGGCGUUUUUGCAUCCGAAUAUCCUCUAAAAAAUAUGCAGCAAAGAGGAGCUGACCCUGCCAUCCUUUUUGUGGUUUUUCGCAGUAGUCGCUCUUUUCUCAAUUGUAUCUUUGGGCGGUACUCUACUCGUGUUUCUGAGCAGCACGAAUAUGGCCCUCAUUAACAAGGCCUCUACACAACUGACAGUGAAUACCUUCACUGGCGAGCAUUUUGGCUGUUUGACUAUAGUCAUAGUUCGUUUUUUCGUCUUAAACGAUGAAGACAUCUGAAAUUGCAUAAAAACAGUUUAAUUUCAGAGCAUGAAAUGGUGGCUCAUGUGUCUGAAUUUAGUGAUGGUCUUGGCUUUCCUAGCAUUAUUGAUCAUCGACAGAAUUAUUGUCCGGCAUAUCCGCCUUGUGAGCAUCCACGAUAUGAGUCCAGCCUACACGCAAACCAGCGCGAUCACCAAUACUCUCAUGAUUACGGUAGGUUAAGCCAUUAAUCUUCCUAAGUAAGCUUCUCCUGAGAAUCCUUCAAAUCAGAAAGGCUCUUUUCCUCCAUUCGUCUUCUUGAAAGCAAAAUGUCUGAGGCAAAACUUUCCGUUAGAGCUUCAUGAAUGUUGCGGAGAACGUGUGCCUUUUUCGACGCACCUGUUCUGCUUGUUUGGAGGAAAACUAGCAGAACUUUUGCAGGCCAUCGAAACGAUAGUGCUUCUAACAGUUCCGUCGUGUGUAUUCAGCGUAUACUUGUUCAUGGAAAUCGACACAGGCGUCUCCUCGCUACCGAUGACUGUCGGACUUUCUUGGCUGCCAAUUCUCACGAGCGUCACUUGCUUCACUCACAUAAACAGCUACUGGUUCGGGAUUUUUGAAUUGAAUUCGAGGAAAAUUACAGGCCGGAUCCGUUUAAAAAAAAAAUGAAAUGUUUCACCCGUAGUAGUAGUGCACAUAUGUUUUUCAGAACGAAACUUUUCAAACUGAAACUUUAGCUUUGCGAGCUGUCUUUCCAACGGAGCAAACUUGAAAACUAAUUUGAUUAAGCUAUUUUAAAAUUUCGUUGUUCCCUUCCUUCUCAUUUUGAUUCAAAUAGACUUUAAGAAUCAAUUUCCUUCACUUCAAAAAAAUUGUUGAAUCUCAGGAACAAGGUCCACUAUGUGCUGGUCAGUUGGAAAAGAAACGUUUCGAAGCCUCAAUUCCAGUUUACCGUCACUUCCACCACAGACACUAUGCCCUCCAUCGCGUAUUAA